Messenger RNA from Bacillus rossius redtenbacheri, 3104 nucleotides. It is a transcript of the gene aln, whose product is annotated as divergent protein kinase domain 1C. Lineage: Eukaryota; Metazoa; Arthropoda; Insecta; Phasmatodea; Bacillidae. The transcript is spliced from 2 exons. The record is from RefSeq and is a predicted model, not a curated record. Bases 673 to 1881 code for a protein of 402 amino acids.
GAAUACCGCUUUCAGAAAUAAAUAAACGUUAAGAAAUACGCUGACCGUGCAUCCCUAUAAAAUAAACUCAUCCGUUUAAAAUGUGGAUUGAAAUACCGAUCCGUGUUAGUAAACACUCCUUACCGCCUGCCGAAGAGAGGAGAAAAUAAUUUACAUUUGCAGCGCUGCGUUCUCACGACGGCGACGUCCGGAACUACGUGGUAUUGAAGUUAAGUGAAUAAUAGUCUAGUUUAAAAUCAUGAAUGAUGAAGGGGCGGUUAAAGCUCGAGAAAAUAUAGAAUCAUAAUAUUUUAAAGCCCUUUUUUUGGUGGAGGUGGGGAACUGGUAUUUGUAAUAAAACGAUUGCCACGAUAUAUAUAUCUCAUCAUUAAUUAGGAUAAAUUUAAUAUGUUUAGAAAAUUUUGGACUCGCAACGUUAUAUUAGUUGUGGGUGUGAUUAAAAAAAAAAAUGUUUUUAACGUGUGUGAAAUUUUUUUUUUGUACGUUUUGACUUUCAAAUCGACAGCCGGCAACAAUGGGAUGACUUGCGGUUGAGUGAGCACUUUAGUUAGCGCUCGAGUGUUUUAUUUCAUUACUGAAGUUUCGAGUGUUUGUUCCCGAUAGAUUAUUAUACGAGCACGCGGAAGUUACUAAGUGCACAAUGUAAACAUUAGGGAGGGGGAGGGGAGGGAGAUGAUCAAUCUAAAAAGAAUUCCAGGUAUUUUAUACCAACGACGACGUGUGAGCGUGGCUGUAAUAUGUACAUCGUUGGUUAUUUACUAUCUCUUCAAAUUUGGCAUCGUGUGUACAAACAUAGAGAUAUGGAGUUAUGUCAGUAAGUUGUGCCAGCUGCAUCGCGACGGGAAAGCUGUUGGCUCACUGUGUAAACCCCUGUGCACCGACGGAACAAUAGAGUCCGUAAGCUGCUACGCUUUUCACGUGGGCAAGGAGGCAGUGUUCUCAGCCGAAUGGCAAGGAACCAAAAUGGUCUUCAAGUCGCCACGUAGUCAGCCCGAUGUCGAUCCGGUGCACUGGGUUAGCCACGACGGCCGGAGGCAGUACCCGGAUGAACAGCAAUUCCAGUCCAUGGUGCGAGAACUGGUUGCUUCCAGAUUAAAUCUUUCCACAUCGUCGGACCAGUUGAAGAGGAUUUCUCAUCUCGGCGUUUCCAAGGCCGCAGAAUCAUCCGUCGCUCGCCACGAGGAGAUGGAUAACGUCUGGGCUUUACUCCACGAUAACGAGUACCUUCUAUCCGUCCUGUAUUCCGACAGAGGCGUUUUCCCUCAACUUCUGGGCACCUGCGGCACGCUGUUUGCGGUCGAGUACGUCCGACCCGUCGAGUCCGCAGCACGAAUGUUCUCCGUGUCGGAAGGGAGAAACGAAUGGGCUUCGCGGCUCAGGCUCGCGUCGAUGAUGCUCGAUCUUUUGGAGGAGGUCGAAGUUAACUUCCCGGAGCCGUUUUCCCUCUGCGACGUGAAAAUGGGCCACUUCGGCGUGACCGCAGACGGGCAGCGCCUCAAGUUCCUGGACCUGGACUCGGUUUUUCCCCGGACGGUAGCCAACCGCGUCGCAGCGGACGGAAGCGCCUGCGAGAGGGACGAGGACUGCGACUUCUUCGACUGCCGCUCCCGGUGCGGCCCGUCCCGCGUCUGCGACGCGCCCGUUGUAAACAACAACCACCAGGUGGUCUGCGAGAAGAUCUUCCUGGGCUGGGCGCUGUCGGGGGCCACGCUGGUCCCGGGGCUGCUGGUGUCGCGGCACACGCCCUCGACGCUGGCGGUCCUGCUGAGGAUGUGCGCGAGCCCCGACAGCGGCACGGCACCUCCCGACGACGUCAAGCGGCGGCUGUAUGCGCUGCUCACCGAGCUUCUGCAGGCACUGGGCAACGAAGAGUUCCUCUGACUCCUACAGCCACAGUGCUAGCAAGGACAACAUAUUGCUGAAGUGUAGCUGUGAAAUCUUGUCUUUCUGACGGCCUGCUACAGUUCCUGAUUACUAGCUCUUAUUAUGUAUAUUUCCGUAAAAUGUACUAGGCAGGCAGGCACACUGAACGGCCAUACUUAUUUAAUGAUUUUGUCUGAUUAACUCGCCAGUAUAGAUCUUAAGCUGGAGUCACAAUGCCACGAUGAACAUGACACACUCAGUAGCCAAUGAAAUGCAAGGUCACUGCAAUGUCAAAACGACGAAAUACGCGCACUGAUGGCCCACAAGCAGAAUCUAUUUCUAAUUUAGUUCUCUUGCCACACGACGGGAAACAAAACGGAAACUUUACAGAACUGAACUUGAAACAUAUUUACUUAGUUGGUAAAUCUUUAUAUUCAAAAAUGAAAUUUUAUCAAGUUUCGUUAUACAUACUUUCACGUUUGCAGUGUGAAGUUAACUGUUUAUUAUGUUUAUGUUUAGUUUUCAGCAUAGCUAAACAGCAGAAUUAUUUUCUUUCCCUUACCUGGAUGUCUGUAGCUUGCUUCUCUGUUUCUCACUACAUAAUCUUGUCCCUACCAAUGACGGAUGAUCCAUCGUGCAGGACGCUCGCUGCUGUCAUGCCAACAGGAAUGACGCUGAACAGUUGGUUGUAACAGUUAGUUUCGUCACGUCCAUCUCGAUUCACGCGUCUCUCUUCUUCAUGCAUAGAGGAGGUAUCUAUCUCUCCACGUCGGCGGUUGAAUGUGCAAAAAAAAAAAAAAAACAGUCUUUCAGUGCUUGCCAGAGAUGUGUAACAUCUAACCUCGGGAAACGAGCAAAUUCACGUGUUCUUAUGUUACAAAUACAAUUAUAAAACGAAACUCGGACAAGAAAUUUAACGUAAAGUUCUUUUAAAUAAUGCCGUUCGUGAUCAACUAUACGCAAAUUAUGUUUUCAACUAAAUUCCAUUCCGACGAGUGAGAGUCAAUUAUUGACUCUCACUCGUCGGAAUGGAGCACAAAUUCUUUUUGUUGCUGUCGAUGCGUAUUGGACAUGAGUAAGUGUUAACUGCUCCAAAGGCGACACCUGUCUGCAACCAAGUGAACCGACUGACAACUUGUAGCAAGUGCCACAGAAAACUUGACAUUUUGUAUGUAAGUUUGUGAUUGCCAAUGAGUUUGUAUCUUUAUUUAUAUAAAAUAAAAAGUUAUAGCCUUGUGAAA